AUGGAACUCAUUGAUAUUCAUAAAAAUGAUGACCGUAGCCUUUACGUUGAUUUUAGGCUCAUUAAAGGAGAUGAUUUAUACUAUUAUUUGGAAAAAAACAAAGUUUCAGAUGCCGAAAAAUUAGUAUGGAUUUAUUUUAUUGCUGAUCAAUUGGAAACUCUUCACAAUAAUAAAAUUAUUCACAGAGAUAUUUGUCCAAAGAAUAUUCGAAUUGAUACAAAACAUUACCCUCACAUCAUCGAUUACGAUGAUGUUCAAAAAACAGACAAUCCAAUGCAAACUUCUCGGCGCCAUGGAACAGGUCUUUAUCAUUCUCUUGAAGUUAUUAAAUCUCUCGAUUACACGCCAGCUUCCGAUAUUUUCGCGCUCGGUGGUGUAAUAUAUUAUAUAAUGACAGGAAAUGAACCGAACCAAGCAGCUCAAGCUGUAAUUAAAUCCUGCAAAAUUGAAUUAUAG
Trichomonas vaginalis G3 is the source of this 456-nucleotide messenger RNA. RefSeq names its product cAMP-dependent protein kinase protein. The transcript has a single exon. Gene Ontology annotation, biological process: protein phosphorylation. Lineage: Eukaryota; Parabasalia; Trichomonadida; Trichomonadidae. The record is from RefSeq and is a predicted model, not a curated record. Bases 1 to 456 code for a protein of 151 amino acids. Gene Ontology annotation, molecular function: ATP binding; protein kinase activity.